AUGGCGGCGGCCACUCGCACCCUCUUCCUCUCAUGCUUCCACAGCAGCGGCUCCGAGAUGAGCCGCCAACUCUCGCUCCGCUCGCGGUACCCGUCGAUGCCGCGGCGCCCGAGGGCCGCCGUCGCCGUCGACGUUGGUGAUGACGGAGGAAGCGGGGCCGAUCUGGAGGCCGCCGCGGGGGGAUCGAGUAUUAAUGUGGCGGAGGAGGAAAAGGUGGCGGUGUUCGCGGUGACCGGGAUGACGUGCACCGCGUGCGCCGGCUCCGUGGAGAAGGCCGUCAAGCGGCUCCCGGGCAUCCAGGAGGCCGCCGUCGACGUCCUCGGCGGCCGCGCGCAGGUCGCCUUCUACCCGGCAUCAGUCUCGGUGAGCAUCCAUUGCCUACUGUAA
This is a messenger RNA of Lolium rigidum, 387 nucleotides long. RefSeq names its product copper-transporting ATPase HMA5-like. Gene Ontology annotation, molecular function: metal ion binding. NCBI's taxonomy places the organism in Eukaryota, Viridiplantae, Streptophyta, Magnoliopsida, Poales, Poaceae. The transcript has a single exon. The coding region runs from base 1 to 387 and encodes 128 amino acids. The record is from RefSeq and is a predicted model, not a curated record.